Didymodactylos carnosus is the source of this 1332-nucleotide messenger RNA. The record is from the annotation of a GenBank genome assembly. NCBI's taxonomy places the organism in Eukaryota, Metazoa, Rotifera, Eurotatoria, Philodinida, Philodinidae.
AUGCCGAAGAAGUUCUUUAGGUUCUGCGUUAAAUAUCGUGAAACUGUUAGAAGAUUCGUUGAAAAUGAACAUGAUCGUCUGGUGCAAAAAGUUUUACAGAUAAACAAUGGCACGAUACUGGAAGGCGUGGCUGAUCUUAGUCCGUUGUCAACAUUGAUUGGUUUGCACGCCGUAACAUCGUUACCAAACGACAUCAUGCACGACUUCGCUGAAGGUGUUUGCUGUCAAGUAAUGAUUGUAAUGUUGAAAGAAGCAUCGACAAAACGAAUUUUCACGUAUGGUCAGGUCGAACAAAGGCUGUCCAUAUUUGAGUAUGGUGCCAAUGACAAAUCAAACAAACCACCUAUCAUUCGGAAAAAACAUUUAAAUAAAAGAAGAAUCGUCGGUAGUGCAUCACAGAAAAUGUGUUUAUUUCGAUUAUUUCCAAUUAUAUUCAACGAUAUUAUAGAUCAAUUGGAUACUAAGCAGAUUUACAUAUGUCUUCGUGAAAUUGUUGGUCAUGUUUAUGCCUGUCCAUUUCGAAAAUCAUGGCUCUCAUAUUUACGGUCAUUGACAAUUCUGGUUGAAGAACGUUUAACUAUGGCUUUCAAUGAAAUAUUUUGGUCGUAUGAAGUUGAACAAACACAUAAACUAUCGAUCCAACAGCCCAGUCAGUUAACUGGUAUACUAGCGAAAGGACUUGAUAUAUAUGAAGUGGGCAAUGUAUCUUAUGUCAACAUCCUUCCACGUCUCACCAAACAAUCCAAUCCAGUAAUUUCUAACCAUGUGUGUGUUUUUCUUCUUUUCACAGGAGAAGAUAUAGAUGGUGAAACUCUAUUUAAUUUACCACAAUCAAUGCUAUUUGAAAUCGUUACAACAAUGAAAGAGCGUGUACGUUUUCUAACGGAACAUCGUGCUUUGUUUUCAAAUGUACUCAAAAUCGAUCGUGACAAGACAUUAGCUGAAAGACAUUAUGAUGAUUUGGUAGAUAAUAAUGAACAACAAGCGGCUAAAGAAAAUCGUGUGACUAGCCCUCCAACAACUACGACAACGAUCAUACAUUCCUCCAAUGACCUAGAAGACGAUAUUCCAACAUUUGAUCUGUCUAUGGAUUGCCAAACUGUGGAUGUGGAAACAACAGUAGCAUCAAAAGGAGCUAAAGAUGAAGAAAAAGAUGAUAACGAAGACGGACAAAAGUUUCCGAAUGUUUAUGUUAUCCCAGAUUUACCAGCAAAAAUUCAACGGAUGGUGAACAAGCAGGAAACAUAUCAGUUUCGUGGUCAUUCAAAUGCUCGUCGAUUAUUGCUUGAUGCUAUUUUCACGGAUGUUAUAGUUAAAUAUUCAUUACUGUAA